Molecule: messenger RNA, 3327 nt
Organism: Asterias rubens (European starfish)
Lineage: Eukaryota; Metazoa; Echinodermata; Asteroidea; Forcipulatida; Asteriidae
Product: alanine--tRNA ligase, cytoplasmic-like
Exons: 20
Coding region: 131-3241 (1036 amino acids)
Biological process (GO): tRNA modification; alanyl-tRNA aminoacylation
Cellular component (GO): cytoplasm; mitochondrion
Molecular function (GO): aminoacyl-tRNA deacylase activity; alanine-tRNA ligase activity; nucleic acid binding
Source: RefSeq, a predicted model, not a curated record
UUUACGGACAGCUAGUUCUGCUCUGAUAUUGAUAAAUUUCGUUUAUGAUUUUUCCUCGUCAUUGGAGCAUGAUAUUCAUUGAUUUUUGUGUUUGUAACUAUGUAGACCAGAGCACUGGUCCCCAAUUAAGAUGUCGACCACGGGGCUCAUCUCAAGGUCGUCCUCAUCAUUCUUAAGAUUCUGCCGCAGCAAAAGGAGAUAUUACGCAAACUCCACGACGCACGUUAAACACCUCUCUGGCAGGACCAGAGUGGCGUUCUCAACUUGCAGGGUAACCUCAUCAGAUUUGCCGACGCGGAGUAGCCCGUCGGGUGCAGAGAUACAGGAAAGGGUCGUCCUCUCCUCCAGUGAGAUCAGACAGACCUUUAUUGACUAUUUCCGUGAUGAGCAUGAGCACGUGUUUGUUCCGUCAUCCUCCGUUAUUCCAAACCGGGAUCCGACGUUACUCUUCACCAAUGCAGGGAUGAACCAGUUCAAGGACAUUUUUCAAGGUUCAACCAACCUUCAGGGAGAAGCGACAAACUAUCGGAGGGUCGUUAACGCCCAGAAGUGCAUUCGGGCCGGAGGUAAACACAAUGACCUUGAUGACGUCGGCAGGGAUGUACACCACCACACCUUCUUUGAAAUGCUCGGCAACUGGUCGUUCGGGGAUUAUUUCAAGAGGGAGGCGUGCUCCAUGGCGUGGGACCUACUCACCAGGGUGUAUGGUCUCCCAAAGGAUAAACUCUACAUAACGUACUUUAAGGGAGAUCCAGAAGCCGGAAUACCAGCGGACACAGACUGCAGGGACAUCUGGCUUGAACUUGGUGUGUCCCCGGAGAGAGUUCUUCCCUUUGGUUCUGACGAUAAUUUCUGGGAGAUGGGCGGGGCCGGUCCGUGCGGUCCCUGUAGCGAGAUUCACUAUGAUCGUCAUGGAAACCGAGAUGCUUCACAUCUAGUCAACAAGGCCGACCCUGACGUAGUGGAGGCGUGGAAUCUUGUGUUUAUGGAAUACAAUCGGGAAGUUGAUGGUCAUCUCAAACGGUUGCCACAGCAACACGUCGAUGCUGGGAUGGGGCUUGAGAGGUUGGUAGCCAUUCUUCAAGGCGUCACGUCUAACUAUGACACAGACCUGUUCGUGCCACUUCUCGACGCUAUUCAGAAGGGAUCCGGCGCCCCGCCUUACACUGGGUUAACUGGGCCAGCAGAUUCAGACUUAAAGGACACAGCCUACAGGGCGAUUGCCGAUCAUGCUAGGAUGCUGACGGUCGCCAUUGCUGAUGGGGGCCAGCCAGAUUACUACAAACGAGGGUAUGUUUUAAAGAGAGUGAUUCGUAGAGCAGUACGCUAUGCAGCGGAGAAGCUGCAUGCGCCGCCGGGACUACUAGCCAGUCUAGUACCUGUGGUUGUGCAAUCUCUAGGAGGUGUUUAUCCAGAGCUUCGUCGAGAGCCAGAGAGGAUCAUGGACAUCAUUAAUGCAGAGGAGAAUCAGUUCAUCAGAACCCUCAAGAAGGGACAGAAAUUCCUCUCCAAAAGUAUCUCCAAACUGCCAGUAGGCUCUAAGCUGCCAGGUGAGGUAGUAUGGAAGAUGUAUGAUGGAUAUGGCUUCCCAGUUGAUUUGACGUCCAUGGUGGCUGAAGAAAAAGGGAUAGAGGUUGACAUGGAGGGAUUCGAAGCAGCGAGACAGAAUGCACACCAGGUCACAUCUCAAGGAGGAAUAAAGAACCUGACGAGUCUACCGAGAAUCCGUCUAGAUGCUACAGAUCUCAGCAUCUUACAGAAGAAACGGAUUUCUCUAACGGAUGAUUCCUUCAAGUAUGAUUACUCCUACAUAGAUGUUGGGAAAUAUGUUUUCUCACCAAUUAGAGCUUCUGUGCUGGCGCUGAAAACUGAUAAAGGAUUCACCAAUGCAGUCAGCAGCGGGGAAGAGUGCGGCAUCAUUUUGGACUCUACCAAUUUCUAUGCCGAGCAGGGGGGUCAGGAGUGGGAUGAGGGACAGUUAAACUCUGUUGUCAGUGAGGAGGUAGCUUUCCAGGUAGAGAAUGUGCAAGCAUACAGCGGCUACGUAAUUCAUGUUGGCACUGUUGUAGAAACUAUCAAACGUGGAGACAACUUAAUACUUUAUCUCAACAAGGUGAGAAGACAGAAGAUUAUGCGUAAUCAUACUGCGACUCACAUCUUGAACUUUGCCCUCCGAGAGGUCAUAGGUGAAGCUGAUCAGAAGGGGUCGCUGGUUUCCCAAGAUCGUCUGCGCUUUGACUUUACAGAGAAGAGUGCACUCGGCCAAAGUCAGCUACAGCAAGUCACAACGCUCACGAAUGAUAUCAUCAACAUGAAGUAUCCUGUCUAUAGAGGGCAGGCUUCCUUAGCGACAGUGAAAGCUGCAGAGGGAGUAAGAGCAAUCUUUGACGAGGCCUACGGUGAUCAGGUGACAGUGGUGUCGGUGGGUGCUCCCGUUCCAGAGGCACUGGAGGGUUCGGCAGCAGUGCAAUACCCUGUGGAACUCUGUGCAGGAAUACAUGUGUGCAAUACUGGUCAUAUCAAGAAGCUGCUCAUUACGUCUCAGCGUCAAGUCAGCGCUGGAAUCCGUAGAGUAACUGCUAUCACGGGAAAUGAUGCAAUGUCCGCUGACUAUGUCGCUAAUACUCUACAACAACAAAUAACCGAACUAAGCAAUCAGUUGGAGUCCUUGUUACGCAGCAGCGUUUCCAAGGACUUAUCGUUCUUCAAGAACUCCAUCGAGUCCUUUGCCAAGAUGUUGGACUCCUCCAGAAUAGAAAUAUGGAGGAGAGAGAAAAUCAGCCAAGAAAUACAGUCGAUUCGGGAACGAGUCAAGAAAGCUGAACAGAGCAGAGAGAGGUCCAAGAUCAAAGCGAUUGUAACGCAACUGUACAAGGAGUUUGAAGAAGGGUCGUCUGCUCCCGAGAGCAAACCGUUCUUAGUUAAGAAGGUUGCAAAUGAAGCGAAUUCAAAGGUGCUGUUUGAGAUUGCCAAGGGUCUGAGCAAGACGCUACCAGACACACCCAUAAUGCUGAUCAGCGGUGAGAGGGACGACGUUAACUUUGUCUGCAUGGUUCCCUCGUGUUUCAAAGAACAGGGGCUGAAGGCCGAUGCAUGGAUCAACUCAGCCACCAAAUCAGUUCGGGGCAAAGGUGGAGGUAAUGCUUCUUUUGCGAGGUCACAGGGCAAAGGUCGCCACCGGGUCAAUGAAUGUCUUGCUGCAGCUAGAGAGUAUGUGACAACAGUAAUGCACAGAGAAUGAAGUACAAAAUCUUGCACAUAUCUACAAUUUUGUAAGUCUGUAUAAAACAAAUAUCUUUGGUUUUGGCAAAGUGAUAAUUUUUUUUA